Molecule: messenger RNA, 471 nt
Organism: Fusarium verticillioides 7600
Lineage: Eukaryota; Fungi; Ascomycota; Sordariomycetes; Hypocreales; Nectriaceae
Exons: 6
Coding region: 1-471 (156 amino acids)
Source: RefSeq, a predicted model, not a curated record
AUGACGAGAGAAGAUCUCAGCAAACACGAUUUCGAGACAGAAAACUUGGUAACUGUUUGUGGCGAUGUGCGAGAUGCAACAGCGAGGUUAGCAGGACAGCGAACCGCUCACUCCAAGGGAACCCAGAUGGGGAAAGAGAGGCCGGGUCAAGGUCUCCCGUUGCUACUUGCUCAUAAACUCGGAGGCUCUCGGAUGAGUUUAUUUUUUUGGCAUACAAUGUUCAGCCAGGGCCAGGGCAGACUUGAGAGCACUGGACCUCAGUCGGCCCGUGAUCUCCACGCUGGAAAUCCCCGUAAUCUUCGUUGGUAUCUCGGGCUAUUCAUCAGAAGAAUUGCCUUUGCUAUCUGGUCUUGCACCUACGUCGUUGAAGAAUUCUGCACUCUCGCCGCACCCCUUGGUAACUGGGCUGCAUCUUUCUGGGUAAUCCGACGGAGCAAAAUGGACCAGUCAAGUUUCGUUUAUCUAUCCUAG